GGGUUAUUUCCUAUAUUCUCCUCAAUGCUACAGUCGGCAAAAUGAAUAUGGUUCCACUCGUUUUGCUAAUUUUCCUUCACUGCUCUCAUGGACAGGCUCCUCAGCCUGAACAGAUUCACAUUUCAGCCACAGGGGAUCCUACAGAGAUGAUGAUCACAUGGACAACAAUGGCUGCCACAAACUACACUAUUGUGGAAUACAACAAAGCCGGUUUUCCUCUUACACUGCGGGAAUCUGGUAGCAACACAAAAUUCACUGACCCACAGUCAGGAAAAGUAAUAAGGUACAUACACAGGGUGAAGCUGACUGGACUGGUUCCUGGUCAGAGAUAUGAAUAUCGUUGUGGAGGGUAUGAUGGUUGGAGUUCACUUUUUGCUUUCAAUGCUAUGAAGUCUGGUGAGGACUGGAGUCCAAGGAUUGCCUUUUAUGGAGAUAUGGGAACUGUAAAUGCUAAAUCUAUCAGCUAUUUGCAGGAAGAUGCUCAAAAUGGAAGAUAUGAUGCCAUCCUUCAUGUGGGUGACUUUGCAUAUGAUCUGUUCGAGGAUGAAGGACGAAAUGGAGAUGACUUUAUGAAUGAAAUCCAGACAAUUGCUGCCUAUGUUCCCUACAUGACAUGUCCAGGAAAUCAUGAACGUUACUACAACUUUUCCCACUACAAAAACAGGUUCUCAAUGCCAGGGAAUACCCAAGGGGUUUUUUACAGUUGGAACAUUGGUCCUGCACAUAUUAUCAGUUACUCUACAGAAGUCUACUUCUGGUUGGAGUUUGGAAUUGAGCAGAUUGUUCAGCAGUAUGAGUGGUUGAUCAGAGACCUCCAGGAGGCAACACUUCCAGAAAACCGCAGUAAACGUCCCUGGAUCAUCACCAUGGCUCACAAACCAAUGUACUGCAGUAAUGAUGAUAGUGAUGACUGUACUAAAGCCAACAGCAUAAUUCGCACUGGAAUAACCUCUAAGCAUUUGUGGCCUUUGGAAGAAUUGUUUUACAAAUAUGGUGUAGACAUGAUGUUUGAAGCUCAUGAGCACUCUUAUGAACGACUGUGGCCUAUUUAUGACAUGCAGGUUUGCAAUGGGUCUUUGGAGGAGCCAUACACCAAUCCCUGUGCCCCCGUUCAUAUCGUCACUGGUUCAGCGGGAUGUUAUUCUAAGCAUGACGCCUUCAAGAAGGAGAAACCAUACUGGACAGCUUUCCGCACUGUGAAUUACGGUUUUUCGCAGAUGACAAUCUUCAAUAAGACGCACAUUGGCAUACAGCAAGUUGACGUCGAUCUGGGAGGAGAGGUUGUUGACGAAAUAAUGCUGAUAAAGGAUGUUCAUGGACCAGAGGCCUGGGUUAAGAAGGAUGUGAAGAAUUGAAAGCUGAGGAAAACGGCGAUAUUCACUACAUCGCCUGUCGGAAUCUUG
Pocillopora damicornis (cauliflower coral) is the source of this 1403-nucleotide messenger RNA. RefSeq names its product acid phosphatase type 7. Gene Ontology annotation, molecular function: metal ion binding; acid phosphatase activity; protein binding. The record is from RefSeq and is a predicted model, not a curated record. NCBI's taxonomy places the organism in Eukaryota, Metazoa, Cnidaria, Anthozoa, Scleractinia, Pocilloporidae.